This is a messenger RNA of Iphiclides podalirius (scarce swallowtail), 1383 nucleotides long. The record is from the annotation of a GenBank genome assembly. NCBI's taxonomy places the organism in Eukaryota, Metazoa, Arthropoda, Insecta, Lepidoptera, Papilionidae.
AUGAGCCAAUCGCCUGAUGAGGGCCGUGCGGCCAGGAUACAGAGAUAUAAAGAAGAGAGACGAAAGCAGUUGAUGGCUAGAACAGCGACGCUAUUUUCUGCUAAUGUUACCGAUAGGCGGGUUAAGAAAGCAGCUAAUCGAACGCCAUCAGAAGACCCUGCCAAUCAUGUCAAGUCUUCUUCUGAAUUAAAUCUUAAUACUGCUUCAACGUCUGUUCCUAUUAGAACAACGAGAACGUCUAGAUUAAGAGCUGCUGCGUCAAAUCAUGCUGAAUCUACUACGCCUCCUAAAAAAACCAGCAAUAGAAGCUCUUCAGUGCACUCAUUAUUAGAAGACGACAAAACCAAGAUUCCUAAAAAUUCUAAAUUAAUUGAUAGAGAUAAAGUUCGUACUCAUAUAAGAAAGCAGAGCAAUGAAAAGGAGAAUUUAAAAAGCAUUUCGACAACAUGCAUUUCAAACAAAGAAAUUGGUGCUAUUAGAACGAAACUUAAACAUUCCAGUAAUAAAAAUAUUUUAGCGAAAGACAAAAGUAAUUUUAUAGUCACUAGUCCUAAAGAAAAUAUUGACGAAAAGAACAUUUCAAAUAUUGACGAAGAAAAGAAAUGUUUGACUGAUGAUACAAAACUAGUUAUUAUAAAAGACGAAGAAAAAAAUGACAACGUGGACGAAAUUUUCAAUAACAUACUAGGUGAUAAAAGUCUCUCAAACAGUAUGGAGAAAGAAACUUUUGAGAACUUAUUUAACGAUAUUGUAGUUGGGAACAACAUUAAAGAUAAUAAUAUUGAAAUAAGGAUCAAUAAUGAAGUUUUAGAUGAAAAUAUAUCGCAACAACAAAGAGAGCUCAAAAAUAAUCAAAGAAACUCUUACAUUCCCGUUAUAAAAGACGCCAAGGCUAGCAAUAAAAAUGAUAAUAGUAACGUGAAACUAGAAGCUAGAUAUGUUGUGCCAAAAAUGAAGGGUGCGGAAGUCGGUGGUUUGUUGGGGGCAGUGUGUGUGCGCAAAGUUGAAAGGUUCAGUGAAUUGCUCAGUAAUUUAUGUUCUCCUUGCGAAGCGGAUCUCUUGUUUGAAGAUAUCUUGGUUGAAAAUGGCAUCAACGGCGAUUGUACUCCGCGAACGAAGGGUCCGGAAUGCACGCCGCCCUGUCGCCGAGCCCAGCCCACUCCGCGUGCGCCGAUGACGCCGAAACGCUCUGGUGCGUUGGCGCCAGCCGCCAGCGACGCAGACGCUGAGCACGGCGAGUUCUCAUACCACUCCAAUGUAAACGUGCGUGGCUCUAGUGCCAUUCUCGCGCCGUCGAGUGCGAGCUCGGAGCGGCGCGGCGCUCGCGUUUCAGCGCGGUCAUCAAAGGGCGCCGCCGCCUUUUCAUGCCCGUUUCAGAGAGAU